GUUUUCCUGCUACUUAAAAGACAGCGAUACAGAAAUGCUGCCGAAAGUGGAUAUGGAAGGAGCUAUCUCUGGACAUUCCUUAAAACAGUGUAACAUCCAGAUUAGUGGUAAGAUACGGUAAUUCCACAUGUAUGCAUUUUAUGCUUUGUAUCAUGUAGCAGAUAUUAGAAAAGUAGCAUUUCGAAAGCAGCGUUAGAAUCAGAGAAGCAGCCAGGCAGCAAUUUGUAUGUUCUUUGCCAGAUCUUUCAAACACAGCUCACAGAAUCUUUAGCUGGUUUCACCCUUCAGCCCCAGCUAUCCAGCACUGAGGCUCCCCAGAUGAGGUAACAGGGAAGUUAUGCUCCUGCAGUCACUGUUCCAUUUGCUAGAGGCAGAUGGGAGCACAUGCUUUAACUGGUAGCUCCAGUUAUAAAGGUUAAUUUACUACUACAAUUCCACUCCAGCACAGAGUCUUAGUGUCAGCAUGCCAUACCUGCAAGUUAUCAGUAGGUGUAUUUAAAACCUAUUAAAUGUUUUGUUUUAAUUGUGUUUUAAACUUGUACGUCAUAAUGAUGUCAUUAAGAGGAGAUCAGCUUUAAGCAUAGCCCAGAACUGCAGAAAAAACAGAAUACGGAAGAAUACGUUUACUCACUUUCAGACUUUGAGGCCAAGUAGUGUCUUAUGGAUGUCAGGCUAAUUCUUAGUUUUAUUGGUGAUAGCACCUCGAUACGCCAGAUCUAAAUAGGUCUUUAUGCAAGUUCUCCAUUGUGGCUGUUGACAUAUUGGUUGUGUUUGCUUUUGCUUGCCACUUGCCUUUCAGAACAGUCAAGACUUUUAAAAGCCCUUUCCUUCCAACAUCCUGUCACGUUUCUGUUUCUGAGCAGCUUUGGCUGAACAAAAUAGAUUUCAGUGGGAUGUUUUACUUUACGCUAUGUAGACUAUUCAGUAUCGCUGGAGUUACUCUGGAAUCAGGCUAACAUCAUUAAAUUGAAAAUCUACCCGUAGAUGUUUCAAACUGCCUCCAAUGGCUGGCUGAUUCGUGUUUGGCGAAGAGACGGAGGCAAAACGUGCUAUUUCAAACCCCGCCGUCCCAGCGCUCCCUCCGUGGAGUGUAAACUGAAUUUUCUGACUCAGAUGGGAGAUGUAUGUUGUUUAUGGGGACAGGACCUGCCUCUUAAACUGCUCUGUGAAUUUGGAAAUGGGGAAGUAUGUUUUAGUAUUAACCUUGAGUUCUUGCUGUGAUUAACGGCAUGAUGGUCUCAGGCACAGUGGUUAGAGCUCCUUGCUCCGGUGGGCAGAGGCAGUGUCAAAGUCUGCCAGUUUUUUCCUUUGCCGUGCAGUACUGUACUGUACCUGCGCUUCUGAUUUGGUUCCAUCAUACUUCACAUCUAGUAACUGAAGUGAGCAUGGGAUGUGGAAUCUGGAAUGUGAGAGCUGUGUUGUACCAGCUGCUCUCUGUUGGGCAGUUUGCAGUGCAGGGUGGGGAAAAGAACAGAAGUGUGCUUUCAGAACUCGGUCUCUCUUUUUUUUUCCACAGCUUGCAGCCCAGAUGUCCACGCAGGACUGGAUAUGGAAGGGAAUAUUCAUGAUGUUGCUAUGGUUGACAGCUAUCAACAGUGUCAAAAAAGAUGUACCAAUGACAAACAUUGUCAUUUUUUUACAUAUGCCUCAGAAACAUUUCACAAUGCAAACUUACGAUUGUCAAAUGGACAUUUUUGAAGAUCAAGAAUUUUCAGGAAUGAAUAUUACCAGUUUUUUCACUCCUGACAUCUCUGUCUGCCAAACUAUCUGUACAUAUUUCCCAAAGUGCUUGUUCUUUACAUUCUUUACCAGAGAAUGGCAAAUCAAAUCCCAAAGAAAUCUUUGCCUUCUGAAGACGUCAACAAAUGGGAUACCAGAGGCACUUACAUCGCGAGAAAAUGCUUUGUCAGGCUUUGGUCUCCUAAACUGCAGAAGAUCCUUUCCUGCCUGCACUUCUCGCACUUACAUGCAUAUGGAUUUUUUGGGAGAUGAACUCAAUGUCACUUAUACUAAAGGACACAGAGCCUGUCAGCAGGUUUGCACAGACGUGGUCCGCUGCCAAUUUUUUACCUACUUUCCUCUCCAAGAUUCAUGCAAUGAGGAGAGAAAGUGUGAGUGUCACCUAAGAAUGUCUUCAAAUGGAUCUCCAGUGGAAAUAGUACACGGGCCAGGAAGGAUCUCUGGAUACUCACUAAGAUUAUGUAAAAAAAAAGCCAGUACUGUGUGUAUGCAGCAUUCUGCAAGAACUAUUAGGAUCGUUGGAGGGACAGACUCUUCCCCGGGUGAAUGGCCGUGGCAAGUCAGCUUGCAUGUGAAAUUACCUCGUCAGAGACACCUCUGUGGGGGCUCUAUCAUCAGCAACCAGUGGGUUCUCACAGCUGCUCACUGCGUCAUGAGUCUUGAGAAUCCCAACAUUUGGCGUGUUUAUGCUGGUAUUUUAAAACAAUCAGAAAUAAAUGAGGAUACGCCCUUCUUCAAAGUGGAAGAGAUUAUUGUUCACCCUCAGUAUAAAUAUGCACAGACUGGAUAUGACAUUGCUUUAAUGAAACUUGAUAAGCCUAUGAAUUUUACUGAUCUUCAACUGCCUAUUUGCCUGCCAUCAAAAGAAGAUGCUAACAUACUUUAUACUGACUGUUGGGUAAUUGGCUGGGGUUACAGAAAAGAAAAAGGUCGUGUGGAAGAUAUCCUUCAGAAGGCUACCGUUCCCCUCAUGUCCAGGGAGGAGUGCCAGGCAAGGUACCGGAAGCACAGAAUAGGUGACAAAGUGAUCUGUGCUGGUUAUGACGAAGGUGGAAGGGAUGCUUGUAAGGGAGAUUCAGGAGGGCCGCUGUCAUGCAGGCACGAGGAGGUGUGGUAUCUGGUGGGCAUCACCAGCUGGGGCGAAGGCUGCGCUCGCCCCAGGCAGCCAGGUGUCUACACAAAAGUUGCUGAGUAUUCAGACUGGAUUCUAGAAAAAACUACGUAGCAUGAGAGUUACCGACUAGCUCCAAGUGAUGCCGUGGAAUAAUAACCCUAGGAGCAAUGUGAUGAAGUGUAUUAGCAUUUUUUAAACAGUGUUUCUUGGUAGACUGGAAUGUAAAAGACUUGAUUAAAAAAAAGUAGAAAAGCAGGAAUGAAUGAACUGUGCCUUUGCUAAAUAAAAAGCAGUAAUAAAAAUAAA
Molecule: messenger RNA, 3160 nt
Organism: Falco peregrinus (peregrine falcon)
Lineage: Eukaryota; Metazoa; Chordata; Aves; Falconiformes; Falconidae
Product: coagulation factor XI
Exons: 10
Coding region: 1391-2965 (524 amino acids)
Biological process (GO): proteolysis
Cellular component (GO): extracellular region
Molecular function (GO): protein binding; serine-type endopeptidase activity
Source: RefSeq, a predicted model, not a curated record